CGUCUCCUCCACCUGUUGUUUGAAGGCUGCCACGCUCUCAACAGUGUGUAUACGAAGUCGUACUCGCUGAUAGUCUUCCCCCUUUCACUUCUCAUUUUAUUCGAUCAAAUUCGAGCUAAUUUGCAAUGGAAACAAAGGCGAAUUUCUUCUAUGAAUCUCACCUUUUCACUCCGAACUCGGGGAUUCCAUCGAUAAUCCUUAAAUCGAGUGUCAAGUUUUCUCAGUCUUCAAAACUCAGCUCGUUAGGGACCCAAGGGAGCUCUGCUAAGCCAGGGUUCCGGAAAAGUCAGUGCGUGCUUGCUUCAAAUUCAAUGUCGAGGGGCCUAUCUUACGAGUCUUCUUCGACUGUUCAAGGAGAUAUACAGAAAGAGAGUUCCGGCUCUGUCAGUCCCGUCUACGUGCCGACGCCUCCGAAUCGGGAGCUUCGAGCUCCUCACAGCGGGUACCAUUUUGAUGGAAGUACUAGGAAAUUUUUUGAGGGUUGGUACUUCAAGGUCUCAAUCCCUGAACGGAGGCAGAGUUUCUGUUUUAUGUAUUCUGUGGAGAACCCUGCUUUUCCAAAAAAACUAACAGCAUUGGAAGUGGCACAGCGUGGACCCAGAUUUACCGGAGUUGGGGCUCAAAUUCUGGGCGCAAAUGACAAGUAUAUUUGCCAAUACUCAGAAGAAUCUCAGUACUUUUGGGGAAGCAGACAUGAACUAAUACUAGGGAAUACUUUUGUUGGCGAAAAAGAAUCAAAGCCUCCAUACAAGGAGGUCCCUCCUCAGGAAUUCAAUAAAAGAGUGUUAGAAGGUUUCCAAGUCAGCCCACUUUGGCAUCAAGGUUUCAUUUGUGAUGAUGGCAGGUCAAAUUAUGUGGAUACUGUGAAGACUGCUCGUUGGGAGUACAGUACCCGCCCUAUAUAUGGCUGGGGUAAUGUUGGGUCCAAACAGAAGUCCACAGCAGGCUGGCUUGCAGCAUUUCCUGUUUUUGAACCCCAUUGGCAAAUAUGCAUGGCAGGCGGACUGUCAACAGGUUGGAUAGAGUGGGAUGGUGAAAGGUUUGAAUUUCAAAAUGCCCCUUCGUAUUCCGAAAAGAAUUGGGGUGGAGCAUUCCCAAGAAAAUGGUUUUGGGUUCAGUGUAAUGUAUUUGAAGGUGCUACUGGAGACGUUGCUCUCACUGCAGGUGGUGGGUUGAGGCAACUACCUGGACUGACAGAGAAUUUUGAAAAUGCUGCAUUGGUUGGAGUCCACUAUAAUGGAAUUUUCUAUGAAUUUGUGCCAUGGAAUGGCGUUGUUAACUGGGAAAUUGCCCCUUGGGGUAACUGGUACAUGGCUGCAGAGAAUCGGACACAUAAGGUUGAAUUGGAGGCAACAACAACAGACCCUGGUACUACACUGCGUGCUCCAACAGCAGAAGCUGGGCUUGCUCCAGCUUGUAAAGAUUCUUGUUUUGGUGUCCUAAGAUUACAACUUUGGGAAAAGAGAUACGAUGGCAGUAAGGGGAAGAUCAUAUUGAAUGUUACAAGUAACAUGGCGGCAGUUGAAGUUGGAGGGGGACCAUGGUUCAACGCAUGGAAGGGUGAGACCUCUACACCGGAGCUCCUUAGUCAAGUUAUUGGGGUUCCAGUUGAUGUGGAGGGGAUCUUCAAUUAUGUUCCUUUCUUUAAACCGCCUGGUCUUUAGCACUAACUGCUAAAUGCUCUGUUUUGGGGAAAAGAUGCAUUUCUUUAACUACAAGAGGAAGAUGAUUUAGCCGACAGAUUUGACCAUAUUUUGAUGUUGAGGGGAGAAAAGUUUCAAGUAAUGAUAGAGCUGUGGACUUGAUUGUAA
Juglans microcarpa x Juglans regia is the source of this 1811-nucleotide messenger RNA. Its product is annotated as tocopherol cyclase, chloroplastic. The transcript is spliced from 10 exons. Bases 126 to 1664 code for a protein of 512 amino acids. The record is from RefSeq and is a predicted model, not a curated record. Gene Ontology annotation, molecular function: tocopherol cyclase activity. NCBI's taxonomy places the organism in Eukaryota, Viridiplantae, Streptophyta, Magnoliopsida, Fagales, Juglandaceae.